This is a messenger RNA of Portunus trituberculatus (swimming crab), 1699 nucleotides long. It is a transcript of the gene Tip60, whose product is annotated as histone acetyltransferase Tip60-like. Gene Ontology annotation, molecular function: histone acetyltransferase activity. NCBI's taxonomy places the organism in Eukaryota, Metazoa, Arthropoda, Malacostraca, Decapoda, Portunidae. Gene Ontology annotation, biological process: regulation of DNA-templated transcription. The record is from RefSeq and is a predicted model, not a curated record. The coding region runs from base 79 to 1566 and encodes 495 amino acids. The transcript has 11 exons.
AAACCAAACAGUCCCUUAACAGAGACUGGCCCGACGUUAGUUGCCGCCGCGCCGCGCUGGUACGGAGUUGUUGUCAUAAUGUCUGAGGAUUCAAAUUCUGCUAUUUUGGAUCCUAUAUCUAAUGUGACGGAAGGAUGUCGGCUCCCAGUUCUCAUGUCCAAUGGCGAGGAUUGGCGUAAGUCAGGACACUCAACACUGGCAGAAGUCAUCAGUAUAAAGGAUUUAGAAAACAAGAGGCUCUUUUAUGUUCAUUACAUUGACUAUAAUAAAAGGCUAGAUGAAUGGGUUGAAGAAGAUCGGCUGGACUUGCGGAAGAUCCAGUAUCCGCGGCGAGACCUGGCGUCGUCCACUACUGGUCUGAACACCCCUAAGAAAACUUUGACCGGAGCCACAAAUUCUCGACCCUCCUCACCAGGUCUCACCACACCAGACCCAAUCACUGGCCCUUCUGUGUUAGCUGCCCUGCAGCAAAAACAACAGAAGAUCAAAAAAAGGAAGUUGGAUCCAAAUGAGGAGGAUGAUGGUCGCAGAGCAUCUAUUGGCUCCCUUGGAGGAUCCAUCGGAAGUUCUAUUGGAAGCUUGGGAGAAAUUGAGAUUGCCCCACUCACUCCCCUCACUCCACUGACUCCACUCACUCCACAGCAGAAUGUUCCUCGCCAGACAGGUUCUCUAGCCACUCACUCUGAUGACCAUGCCAUCACCCGCAUCAAGAACAUGAAGAUGAUAGAACUCGGAAAAUACAGAAUAAAACCUUGGUACUUUUCUCCUUAUCCACAGGAAAUAACAAGUUUGGAUUGCAUAUAUAUAUGUGAAUUCUGUCUGAAAUACCGCAAGAGUAGAAAAUGUCUUGAGAGACACCUGCACAAAUGUCCCUUCAAACAUCCUCCUGGAAAUGAGAUCUAUCGUAAAGGAUCAGUUUCCUUUUUCGAGUUGGAUGGUCGCAAAAACAAGCUCUAUGCCCAGAAUCUUUGUUUGCUGGCUAAGUUGUUCCUUGACCACAAGACACUGUAUUAUGAUACUGAUCCCUUUCUGUUCUAUGUCAUGACUGAGUGUGACAUGAGGGGCUACCAUAUUGUCGGCUACUUCUCUAAGGAGAAGGAAUCUUCAGAAGACUACAAUGUUGCAUGCAUCUUGACGCUUCCUCCUUAUCAGCGGAAAGGUUAUGGCAAGCUGCUGAUUGAAUUUAGUUAUGAACUGUCAAAGUUUGAAGGGAAGACAGGAUCCCCUGAGAAGCCAUUGAGUGACCUGGGGCUGCUUUCUUAUCGCUCAUAUUGGAAACAGACUAUAUUGGAAAUUCUGAUAGCCCUGAAGCCUCAAGAGGGUCAAGAGAAGCCUCAACUAACCAUCAAUGAAAUAUGUGAGCAAACUAGUAUAAAGAAAGAGGAUGUGAUAUCUACACUCACAAAUUUGGAGCUGAUUAAUUAUUACCGUGGUCAGUACAUCCUCACACUCAAUAAGGAGCUAGUGGACAGUCAUAGGAAGAUCAUGGAGAAGAGAAAAGUGAGGAUAGACUCAAAGUAUCUACACUGGACUCCUAAGGACUGGGCCAAGAGAGGGAAGUGGUAGUGGGUGAGUUGUGUCAAUGCACUCUCAAUGUGAUAAACCCAUGAAGACCAUUUGUCUUUUGGCAGGUAAUCUGCAUGUGAUAUGUAAUUCUAAGAUUGUAGAAAUUUCUAUAGCAAUAAAAGUAAUCAUGAAA